This is a messenger RNA of Anopheles cruzii, 2208 nucleotides long. RefSeq names its product integrin-linked protein kinase (gene Ilk). Lineage: Eukaryota; Metazoa; Arthropoda; Insecta; Diptera; Culicidae. Gene Ontology annotation, biological process: substrate adhesion-dependent cell spreading; protein phosphorylation; cell-matrix adhesion. The record is from RefSeq and is a predicted model, not a curated record. Gene Ontology annotation, molecular function: protein binding; ATP binding; protein kinase activity. The transcript is spliced from 5 exons. Gene Ontology annotation, cellular component: focal adhesion; stress fiber. The coding region runs from base 261 to 1607 and encodes 448 amino acids.
ACGGGAGACGAGGGUCCCAAGUGAGCCUAAAACCCAUCGCUAUGUGCCAAUAAUGUGCCAAUUUGUACCUAAGAAGUUCCCCAAACGCUUCGGUUGUGUGUAAACUUUGUUCGGAGCCAACAGUUGGUUCGUUUUCGUUUCCGUGGGUUUGGUAAAAUACGAAAGUUUGCAGCCACCUCAGUCAUCGAGUGUGGGAGUGGACCAAUCCAACGGAAUCCAAGCUUCAUUUACCAGCCGCGGUCAACCCUUUUUGCUUUGCGAUGGAGGAUAUAUUCCACUGGUGCCGGGAAGGCAACUCUAUUCAGGUUCGCGUGUGGCUAGACGACACCGAGCACGAUAUGAAUCUGGGCGAUGACCACGGAUUCAGCCCUUUGCAUUGGUGCGCCAAGGAAGGACACUCGAAACUGGUGGAAAUGCUGCUGCUCCGUGGGGCUCGUGUGAACGCAACGAACAUGGGCGACGACAUACCGUUACAUUUGGCCGCGGCUCACGGCCACCUGGAAGUUGUGCAGAUGCUCGUACGGCACCGUUCGGAUGUGAAUGCGGCGAACGAGCACGGAAAUACUCCACUCCAUUACGCGUGCUUCUGGGGUUAUCAGGCCAUUGCGGAGGAACUGGUCAACAAUGGUGCACUGAUUUCGCUGGCCAACAAAGACGGAGACACGCCGCUCGAUAAAGCCAAAGCGCUGCUGACCACGCGUUUGCACAAUCUGGCGGUGGAAAGUGGCCAGGAGCUGAAGAAGAUCAACUUCAAGGAUCAAAACUGGAUGGGUAUGAAGACACGCUCGCGUGACGCAACGCUUUCGCGCUUCAAGGGCAUCAACGUACAGGAUUUGCAACUGCUCAACAAGAUUGCCAUAACGCCGGCGGGCGAGACUUGGCGUGGCCGUUGGCAGAACAAUGAGAUCAUCGCCAAGAUGCUGACGGUUCGCGAGUGCAGCGCACGCGUAACGCGCGACUUCAAUGAAGAGUUUCCGAAGCUGCGCAUCUUUUCGCAUCCCAACAUUCUGCCCGUGAUUGGUGCGUGCACUACUUCACAGUACUUGAUCGUGACCAAUCAGUACAUGCCGCGCGGUUCCCUUUACGAUCUGCUGCACGGUGGUUCGGGGAUUGUGGUGGACACGGUGCAAGCCGUUCGGUUUGCGCUGGACAUCGCCCGGGGUAUGGCUUAUCUGCACUCACUCGAACGAAUCAUCCCCGAGUAUCACCUGAGCAGCUUCCACGUUAUGAUUGAUGACGACCUGACCGCCCGUAUCAACAUGGCAGACGCAAAGUUCUCUUUCCAGGAGCGCGGUCGCGUGUACCAGCCUGCCUGGAUGAGUCCGGAGAUGCUGCAGAAGAAGCGUACCGAUCGCAACUGGGAAGCGUGCGAUAUGUGGAGCUUCGCCAUCUGCAUUUGGGAGCUGGCGACACGCGAGAUUCCAUUUGCGGACCUUACCCCGAUGGAAGCAGGAAUGCGCAUCGCGACCGAAGGCUUAAGGGUGUCGAUCCCACCCGGAACGUCACCGCACCUGGCGAAGCUGAUCAAAAUCUGUAUGAACGAAGACCCAGGCAAACGCCCAACGUUCGACAUGAUAUUACCAAUCCUGGAUAAAAUGAAACGCUAGGCUGGAGGCCCUUCCCGGCUUCACAACGACAAUCGGUGCCUUACACAGUGCUGACCCACAGUGCCUUUCGAUUGCAGCAUCGGAACGAAAUGCUCGAUUUUAUUUAUUGUUACUUACCUCUACUUUGCCGUUGUUUUCGAAUUCGCUGCAGUAAUGCUCGAAUUGUCCAACUAAGACUUUUAUUUUUUGCCCCCCCGCCGGGUUUUUGUGUAACGUUUUAAAACUUUUCAUGUUACGUAUGUGUGGAUGUGCCAGUGAGCGAUCGGAGUAAAAGUAUUAAAACAGUGUAACAGUAGACAAUAGCCAACACGGUUUGGCGAAUGUAACAAAGAACUAGUUGUUUUCCCCUGGCCUCUCGUACUAGUUGCCGUUGCGGCCGGGGACUAGUCCCGCACAAGCAAAGCAAAAUCACGGUUCAUGUUUAGAGCGGCGUGCUUUUACGGCGUUCGUUUUUAUUAUCCAUUUGUCGACGCGUUUAAACUCUCACACCUAACAACUGUGCGUUGUAGUUCUUAGAGCAGUGUACUUGUAUUUUAAUCGAAUAAUGAAAACCAAACCUAACCAAAUCGUUGUCUAAUUUCAUUAAAACGAAUUCGCGAUU